GUUCUUCUGAGGAAAGACGAGUUUAUAAAAAGGCCUUGGCCAAGAUAUUUGGAUCAAACAUCACAGAAGGACACACAGAAUCUCCAGAUGAAAGAUCUUCAGAGACAAUUAGAAACCCUGGGAUCUCUGGGAAAUUCAAGCUGACCGAACCUCCAGUGUUUGGCAAAGACAUUACCCUGAUCUUAAUUCUCAAUAACUUAUCUAUUGACCAGAAGACCGUGAAGGUCGACGUGAGUGCGUCAACCAUCCUGUACACAAGGAGAGCAGUGUCAGAGAUCCUGAAGGCAACCACUUCUGUGGAUCUUGGUUCUAAACAAGGGAAACAUAUCCAGAUAAAGAUCCCUUAUUCUUAUUAUGGAAAAUAUCUGACUACUGACAAAAGGAUCCAAGUUACUGCUUUAUGUGAAGUCAUGCACAUGCAUGGGGCAAAGUUGCUGGUGGAGAAGACAAUCAUUUUAGAGGACACAAACAUUAUAAUUAAGAUUCCUCGGCGGGUUGUAGUGAACAAAGCUGCUACUCUAGAGAUUUCAUACGCCAAUCCCCUCCCUGAACCUGUGAACCGCUGUAUACUGCUAGUGACUUUGAUGAAUCAACAGGUCAAGAUACAUCUGGCACCACUGGCACCAAGGGAGAGAUCAAAAAUUUAUUUUGAAUUCACACCUCGCAGGACUGGGCCCUUACAGCUGCAAGUAGACUUCUCUUGUGACAAAUUUUCACACGUUAAGGGAUUUGUGACCAUUGCAGUGGCACCUGCAUAA
Pterocles gutturalis (yellow-throated sandgrouse) is the source of this 758-nucleotide messenger RNA. Its product is annotated as protein-glutamine gamma-glutamyltransferase 6-like. Lineage: Eukaryota; Metazoa; Chordata; Aves; Pterocliformes; Pteroclidae. The transcript has 4 exons. The record is from RefSeq and is a predicted model, not a curated record. Gene Ontology annotation, biological process: peptide cross-linking. The annotation marks the transcript as partial. Gene Ontology annotation, molecular function: protein-glutamine gamma-glutamyltransferase activity.